AGAGAUCUCCAACCAACAGCGUCGCUGCAAUUGUGUUUAUUGUGGAAUCCGCAUGGUUCUUGCGAUUCUCCUCCCGUAGUCUUUUUGAUUCCUCAACACAAACUCUUGCACCCACGGCUUCCAACGCUUGCGAUACUCAUUCCGAUCAUACCAUGGACUCUAAACUUCAGGAAGCCCGUGAAACCAUGGACAUAUUGCAUGAAAUAUCGCGUAUCUUAAACACCAGUCUCGAUCGCGAAACCCUUUCGCUCUGUGUAUCCCUUUGCGAGAGUGGUGUGAAUCCUGAGGCUCUAGCUGCUGUCAUAAAAGAACUCAAACGAGAAAGCCGUGCGUUACGUGGUGAAAAUGCUAGCUAGGUAGCGGCAUCAGCGAAGGUGUUGAGGACUCUUGCUUGUAUGUAGUUUCAUCUGAAGAAGACCAACUCCUAGGGAAGGACCGGAGGGAAUCAAAGUCAAUGUACAUAGUAAUGUGGCCAAAACGAAUGGUGGAUAUAAUGGCAACUGCGCAACUUUGAGUGAUGUACAUUCAAUUGAAAUAUAACUCGAGGCGAAAUGAAAACUGGAA
Messenger RNA from Spizellomyces punctatus DAOM BR117, 564 nucleotides. Its product is annotated as mitotic-spindle organizing protein 1. Gene Ontology annotation, cellular component: interphase microtubule organizing center; centrosome; gamma-tubulin ring complex. Gene Ontology annotation, biological process: mitotic spindle assembly; gamma-tubulin complex localization; microtubule nucleation by interphase microtubule organizing center. The record is from RefSeq and is a predicted model, not a curated record. NCBI's taxonomy places the organism in Eukaryota, Fungi, Chytridiomycota, Chytridiomycetes, Spizellomycetales, Spizellomycetaceae. Bases 153 to 356 code for a protein of 67 amino acids. The transcript is spliced from 2 exons.